This is a messenger RNA of Gigantopelta aegis, 7735 nucleotides long. Its product is annotated as dihydropyrimidinase-like. Bases 407 to 2383 code for a protein of 658 amino acids. Gene Ontology annotation, cellular component: cytosol; cytoplasm. The transcript has 15 exons. Gene Ontology annotation, biological process: pyrimidine nucleobase catabolic process. NCBI's taxonomy places the organism in Eukaryota, Metazoa, Mollusca, Gastropoda, Neomphalida, Peltospiridae. Gene Ontology annotation, molecular function: dihydropyrimidinase activity. The record is from RefSeq and is a predicted model, not a curated record.
CCACAGUGAAAGUGCAGUCAGUAUAAUAUUUGUUAUGCCAAAAACUUUUCAAUUGUGAACUGUUGCAUGUUUAAUAGCUCUUCCAAGGGACAUUGCAAUAAGGUCUUGAACCCUCACACUGGUCAGUUUGUUUUGUGCCGGACGGUUUGAUUGGUUGGGUUUUUUUUAUCAAGCACAAGAGUGGUCUGUUGUGAACAUAUACUUUUAAUUGGAUCACUGGUCAGUGAUCCAUAAGAAAAUAAGCAAUUUUAUUGGUUAAUUAUUAUUUAAAGAAAAAAUUCAUUGGUUAAUAUAUUAAAAAAUAAAUACAAUAAUUUGAUUGUGGAAGUAAUAUAUCCCACAAAAAUUAAAUACAAGUUUUCUUGUAAUACCUUUGUCUGUUGAAAUAAAACAAGUUUUUAAUAGAAUGGCCGAAGAACCAGAUUUCUUUGCACCUCACCCUAACCCAAAACCAAGGGUGAAGAACUCUAUGUUCUGUGUGGUUCCUGAUGCAUUUGAGAGCAAAUCUAUUUCUCUGACUGGAGAACAGCGCAGGAAAAAGGAAUCAUCGGAUCAAUCGCCAUCGAAAUCUACAGAUACAGUAGAAAAUGGUGAACCAGUCCCUGUGGAAGAAGCCAUUACUCAACAAGAUUAUGUCGUAGUCGAAGCUCAACCAUGGGACACUUCGAAACAUGAGAGUGCCCAGUCUCGGCUGUUCAUCAAGGGAGGUAAAAUAGUGAACGAUGACCAGUCUAUCAAUGCGGAUGUCUAUGUGGAGGAUGGAAUCAUCAAACAAAUCGGAAACAACCUGGUCAUCCCUGGAGGAGCAAGAACCAUUGAUGCAAGAGGGAAGCUUGUCAUGCCUGGUGGAAUCGACACUCACACACAUUUACAGAUGCCAUUUGGUGGAACUGUCGCCAUCGAUGACUUCUACAGCGGGACAAAAGCUGCACUGGCUGGUGGCACCACCAUGAUUAUGGAUUUUGUGAUUGACGGGAAGGAUAUGUCGUUGCUUGAGGCAUAUGAAAAGUGGCGUGGAUGGGCCGACCCGAAAGUGUGCUGCGAUUACGGGUUGCACGUGGCGGUCACAUGGUGGAGUGACAGUGUUGCCAAGGAGAUGGAAGUCCUUGCUCAUGAGAAAGGAGUUAAUUCCUUCAAGAUGUUCCUAGCAUACAAAGAUUUGUUCAUGGUUGAAGAUGAUGAGCUUUACGAGGCAUUCAGAACAUGCAAGGAACUUGGGGCCCUUCCCAUGGUGCAUGCAGAAAAUGGAAGAAUGAUUGAUGUGAAAUCUAAAGAGAUUAUUGCUAUGGGCAUUACAGGACCGGAAGGUCACAUGAUGUGCAGACCAGAAGAAGUUGAAGCCGAGGCGACCCAGAGGGCCAUCACAAUAGCUGACCAGGCCAACGCUCCUCUCUAUGUAGUCCACGUGAUGAGCAAGUCGGCCGCAGAUAUUGUCUCAAAAGCUAGGCGAGAAGGUAAAAUUGUUUUUGGUGAGCCAAUAGCUGCUAGUCUUGGGACGGACGGAACUCACUAUAACAACAAGUGCUGGCGCCAUGCAGCAGGUCACGUGAUGGGGCCGCCACUGAGGCCUGACCCCUCAACCCCCGGCUAUCUUAUGAAUCUCUUAGCAAAUAAUGAUCUCCAGUUAACAGGCACAGAUAACUGUACAUUCAAUGCUGAUCAGAAAGCAUUAGGCAAGGACGACUUCAGACGUAUUCCAAACGGUGUGAAUGGUGUAGAAGAUAGAAUGUCCGUAAUUUGGGAGAAAGGUGUUCAUUCAGGAAAAAUGGACCCCUGUAGAUUUGUUGCAGUCACUAGUACAAAUGCAGCAAAGAUUUUCAAUAUAUAUCCAAGGAAGGGUAGGAUAGCUGUAGGCUCUGAUGCCGAUAUUGUUAUCUGGGACCCAAACCAAACUCGCACCAUUUCCGCGAAGACACACCACCAGGCCGUCGACUUCAACAUCUUCGAGGGUCUCGUGUGUCAUGGCGUCCCGCUGUACGUCAUGAUGAAUGGCCACGUCGUGCUCGAUGAAGGGCAACUCAAGGUCACACAGGGGCUCGGGCAGUUUGUGCCGAUGAGCUGCAAUGCGGAGGCAGUCUAUGGCCGAGUGAAGGAAAGAGAAAGGAACAACAUGCCGGUGAAGGUAGACCGCGAGGCGUAUGGUGGGCCAGUUGCCGAGAUGUUGAUGGAGAGUCUGAACGACAAGCAGCUCGAGUCGAACCCGAUCAUCCACGACCAGCAAGCCUUCUCAGGUCGGUCACGUGGUGCGACUCCGAGUGGUGGACGCCACAUGCAAGACUCGAGCUUUAGCUUAAGUGGAGAUCAGUUUGAUGACAAGAAACCAAAACGACCUCAGAUUCGCGUGGGAAACCCACCAGGCGGUGCCUCACACGGUCUCUGGUAGACAAAGAUCCCAUCAACUGUAAUACGACCAUCUUGGAAAAUUAUUGUUGCAUCAUCAUCAUUUUAAACAAAAACUUGCUGAUCAAUAGCACAUCCAGCUUUCAUUGUCAGUCAUCUUUUGAAUAACUGCAUGUGCAACACACAAAAGAAACAAAACAUUGUCAACUGUAGGCUUUGAUUGAUGUCUGUUAUUCGUGUCUGUUAUUCGUAGUCUUUCAAGAAGCAUGCUCUGAUGUUAUAGGAGAAUUAUAAAACAUUUAUUUAAGAAAAGUUCAGUAGUCAUGACAGCAGAAGACUAACCAGAGAUGGUGGGUGAAAUGUGUUUGGGUUUGUUUUUUUGUUUUUUUUAAAUGUCACAUUUUCUAGAUGAAUGUAAUUUUAUUUAAUAACAGGGAUUUCAGGUGCUUUGGUAGAUGGUAUCGUUUUACAAGGUUUCAGUUUGUUUACAGGGCUCACAUUGGAAGUUUUAAAUAAAAUUUAUUAUCGGGUUUUUUUUUAGCCAGUUUUGAAAUAUGUAGAGUAUUUGUUUGAAAAUUAUUAAAAAGUAACUAAUAUGAAAUAUUUUACAUUAGCCAGUUAUUAAAUGCUGUAACUACUUUUUAUAAAAAUUAGCAUCUGUCUAAUUUGGCAAUGAACAUGGUGAGCCCUGAGAUAUGAUGGUGCCAUUGAGAAUAGAAACAUCAGUUGAAAAUUAAAUUAAAACUGGCUAUUUUCAUUUGCUGUGAAUGUCAGGUGAUAUAAUCAGGGUUAUAAGAAAGAUGCAUUUUUAAUAGUUAUCUCCUGUUCUGGACGGAGGAGCCGGCCUAGGCCGGCACCUGCAUCCAUGACAGGUGUGUACUACAACAGCUUAUUCUGAAUGUGCAUGUAAAAAACCCUGUGACCUGACAGUUUAUCUUAAAUAUUGGAAUUAUAAAUUAAUAACCAACUGAUAUUAACCAUACAAGAGUAAGCAGCUGUCAAAAGCUUAUGACAGGGUUUAUUAAUGUGUACAAAUUGAUCAUAACAAAAAGAUCAAUAUCUGGCUGAGGAAUGAUUUGUUCUGUGCAGUUCUAGACCGUACAAAACAUGUAUUAAAAUGGUGGUCAAUAAAACAAAACAAAAACGAAAGAAGAAAUCGCCACCUGACAUUUAAUAAUGACAUCUAAUAAUGCAGCUUUGAGUUGAUGAUUUUACCCCCAGACUCUUGUACAGAAUCACGUUUUUAUGCAGAAUCUACAUUUCUUCAAAGACUGAAUAAUAAGAAACAAAAUGUAUAAGUCUGUAUUCAAGUCCCAUUAUCAUGUUUGUAUUUUGGUUGAGUAGAAUUUAUAACUGAAAAUGAGAAGAUGGCAGAAAAAAAGUUAACGUGCAAAAAACUGAUAAAUAAACAGUUAAAGCAUGUUGGCACAGAGUACAUAUUUACUAGCUGUAAUUUAGCCACCCCACCACAAAAGAUGACAAUUUGUCAGUAUCAGCACAAACCCAAGUUGAGAUCUCAGUUCUAACUGGUCAGGUGACCACAUUCCUAUGACACAUUUAAAAAUAGGUAUUCACUGACAACGUUGAUGUCGCUCUCUUUUAUUAUGUAAUAUGUUUUAUUCUGAAUUACUUUUUAUAGCAGAGGCCAAUGGUUUAUUCUGCUUGGCUCCAGUUAAAUGCUUUUAUUUAUAACUUUUAAAGUGAUGUUUAUAUUUUCUUUAAAUAUUAUUAUUUUUUUACCAUUUUCUUCAAUUUAGCAGGUCCACAAUAAUUCGGUAGUACUGGCAUUAAUUUAUUAAAUUUUCCAAUAGUUUAUAUUUUUAAAACUAUUCAUAUAGAAUGCCAAUACCAAUAAUGUAGACACAAAAAGCAUUGUUGAUUUUCAGUUUAGUAAAUGUGUAUUGGUUGGAAUGAUAUCUUUGGGGUUCAAGUUAACAAUCAGUAUCCACGUUUUGAAAAGAGCUCUAUAUACAGAGUAUGUCGGCCAUUUUUGUUUCUAGUCUUUGGUAGCCAAUGGUCUGCAUUUAUUAUUUAUUUCUAUUUUUAUGGUUUUAUAUUGGUUUUCAAAUGUAGUGCGAUGUUAUCAGACAUUUCAUGGCUUUGAUAACCAUUGAUCUGCAUUUUUAUGAUUUAAAAACAACAACAUUUUGACACAGUGUCCCAUUUGUUUUUUUAAAUUUAGCUUGUACCAGGUGUGUUGUCAAACAUAUGUAUUUGAUUAUGUUGUUAUCAGUGAUUACCAUGGUCUUUGGCUGCUGUCAUUUCAGUACACCACCAAUUCAAAAUAUACAAACUGGUCUUCUUCACUUAGUCCUUUUGUUGUACUCUCUGUAUUUGAUUGGUAGAGUCUGGUUUCACUUUUCACACCUUCAUGAGUCACUUGGUUUUAACAUGUUUAUAGUGCAUUUGAUUUCUAAUGUAUAAAUCCCUGAUCACCAUCAUUAAAACACUGAACAAGAUAUGAAAAUCCUAGAAAGAAAACAACAACAACAACAAAAAGAAACAACCACCAUCCAACAACCCGAAACAGUUUGUGUGGAUAAUGUCACUGAGGUGGGAGGAGGGUGGGCAUUAAAAGACCGCUUACAAAAUCUAUAGCAGUGCGUUUUCUACCUGCACAGAAACGUAAUAUUCUUAGAAAAAUUGCAACAUGGCAAGUUUCUGAAUACAAAUGGUUUGCUUAAAAAACAGUUUGGUCAUCUGACAACCAAGGUCAAUACCCAGAUCUGUGACAUCAGUUGACCUCUGUCGGCACACUGAAGAGCACCAUGGAGUCGGAACAUUUUUGUGUUACAGCAAAAACUACAUGUAGUUGGCUUGAACCUGUCAUUUUCAGCAGCUCACGAUACUGGCAUAAUCUUGUUAUUUUUGUGUUUAUUUUUUAAAAUAAACUUUGCACUGACUAAAAGUCAGUAUUUAAUUUCUAAAAAUGUAUUAAUUUAUAUUUUGUGCAGAUUGUUAUCAAGAAAAAAAUCAAUGGUAUAUAGAAAAGAAUGUUACAUGUUUAGAUGUUCACAAUUGUUAACAGAUUGAAAAGCAUACACUGAAUCCUAGAUGUGUUUUUAAAAGAAACCAAAAUGUCUGUAAAAGUAUCCUUUGCACAAAUCUACAUUUUUUUUAUCAGUGCUUUAGUAUGGGUAAAUGACGUAGAAUAUUAAAUGUUCAUUGUUUCUAUACUAUAAUAAUAAAACAUUUCCAGCAUCUCAGAAAUAUUUUAAACAAAGUGACCAUACUGACAACUACCGAUAAUUGUGACAAAAUCAUGUCAAACACAACCGAUCUGAGUUUUUAAUGCAUAAUAAAGACACUGGCCAAUGUCUUCUGUCACUCACUCUAGUUUCACUUAUCAACAGGACGACCAGAAAUAUUUCGACCAAAAUUGCUUAUUAAAGCAAGAAGUAGAGUAGUUGUAAUUUAAUCAUUAUUGGUAAAAAAAAAGAAAACGACUAAAAUUAUUUUACUCUUAGGCUAAUAACUAUACAGGAUAUAUUGUAUAUUCAGAUUAUUAAUGAUCACUUAUUUUCUGUAUCGGUGUCGUACAUACUUGUGUGUUUUAAAAAUAUUUACUGAUAUAUACCAAGCAUCUCACCCAGUUAUUAUAUUCGAGUGUCUUUGCCUUAGUGCAUUUAUUGUCUCAGCAAAUUUUCUGCAGUUUCAAACCAUGUUGUGCGAUAUGUAAUUUGAUGUAUUUAAAGUUUUUAAUGCUAUUUCAAAGUUGUGUGUACUUGUAGGUAUCUUGGUGGAUGUGAUUUCUUUUUGUUCUAUUCCAAUUAGCUGGAGGUGUUAUGGAAUUUUUAAACAUUUUUAUCAAGUUUUUAAAAUAAUUUAUUCCCACAAGAUUUAAAUAUUAUGCAAAAUGUAUUGUUGGAAUAAUUUGCCAUUUUUUAAUGAAUGAAAUAAACCUUGAUAAAGAAUCAAUUCAUGUUGUAAAGCAUACAUUAGAAGUGAGAUGAGUAAAUACAUGUAUAUUAAUUUUUUAAAAGUGACUAGUUGCUGAACAUUCUGACCAUCAGAACUUACUUAAUAGAUUUACAAUGGAUGAAUCGGUCUAUAAAAAACUAAAAACACACAUGGAAUUUACUACAGGCAACCUUUAUAUGGCUUUCAUAUGGACAUAUAAAUACAUUUAUUUAUAGAAAGGUCAUCAAAAAGUGUCAUCACAACUAAUGACUGUUACAAUAUGUACCCAUUAGAACAACUAUUCAAAACAAUACAUUUAUUCCAAGUUUGUGGCUCAAUGUUUUAUAGGGAUAUACAUGUACAGUGUAUAAUGGUGAAUGAGUGUUGUAAAAAAUACUUACUGUUUUAUUACCAUGUAUUUAUUAGAUUUUGCUAUAUGUAUUCUACAGUACACAAACCAACAAUGAAGCCAGGUUUUUACAGCCUGUUCCACCAGUAGGCCUGGUUUGUGUGGGUAGCAAGGCUAGAGAUCCAUUCUGUUGAGAGCAAUCUUGGCUUCUUAAAUUUAAAGCUGGAAGCAAAUGCUAGAAAUUAAGAUGCACUUCUAGUAAUUAGACUCAAACUUAAGACUUGAAAUGUAACUUUUUAUCAGCAAUGUGGAAGACUUUGAAACAAAUAUAGAUGUAAUUCAUUUUAUCACCUAUAUGAAAUACCAAGAAUUCUCAAAACAUCUUUAGUAUAUAUCUUUAAAAAACAAGAAGAUGUAAAGCAAAAGCUGCCUGUGAAGUUGAGGAUCAGAAAGCAUAUUGUGCAUUGUGAGCAGCAUUUGCUUCCUUCCCCUUGGAUCAUGACAAAAGUAAAUAUAAAAGUAGUUGAACCAGUACUGGGUUUACUUGACUUGUACUAGUUUGUUCAGCUAGGAUGAUUACAGAUUAAAGGUACUUGACCCUUACAAAAUUGUCUAGUAUUUCUGUUUAAAACUUUGCAUGUAGUAAGACUUUCUACAUAUCUAAUCAUGUAAAAUGUUGAGUGAAUUACCAAUUUGACUGGCACUUGAGAACCAAAAUUUUCAAAUCUUAACUGCAGAUGAUCAUUUGAAAUGUUCCAAAUUGUCAAGCAUCCUGAUGAUUCAAUAGCUAUUUAUUAUAAAAAUCCACGUCUUUUCAAAAUCUAGGCAUGCACCAAACACUCGCAUCAAGAUGGCUUUUUGGAAUUGUGUGGAAAUUAAAACAACCAAGAUCAAACUGAACAUUUAUAAUUGGAUUUUCACAAGGCGCUAUUGGUUUUCACCAGAAGUACAACACAGUAUUUGUUGUGGACCACAUGCCUUUAAAAACAAACUGAACCAUGGGUAAUGCUAGUUGUCUUUACUGUGUGUCUUGUCCUGUACAAGCCACUGUUGUUGAGAUGUUGGUACUUGGCUCCAGUUGCUAGUGUUAUGUAGAUUCUUCUUCAUGUAAUAUGCUUAUAUAUAAAAUAAAACAAUUAUUUCAGA